AUGGACAGCGCAGACUGGGAUUCCGUGCUCCAGUACAUCUCCGACACGCCUCAGGACCUGCCCUCGCCCCAACCUGAGCGUCCCGUCGCCGAGACCACUGGCCUCCCCCUCCAUCCACAGCUCCCCACCCCGACACAGGUACUCACCCCGCCGGCUUCCGACAAGCAGUCGCCUCCCGACCUCCAGGACGACGUCCCGCAGGGGCAUGUUCCCGGCAACACCAUCGUCUCUGUCUCGACCACCUUCCACCCGGGCUCGAAUCUCCUCCCUAUUCCCCCAGACCUCAUCUUCCUCUCUGCCGACGGCGUCUUCUUUUACGCCCACACUACGCAGGUACUCGCCCUGUCCGCCAACCACUUCAACAAUCUCGUCCCCCCAAAGCUCAACAAGUCCAAGCUCCGCGAUGACUUCGGCCCCGUCGUCCCCCUCCCCGAGCCCGCCGCCGUCCUCAAUGUCCUCCUUCAUGUCAUUUACGAACUCUCAUGCGCCCACUACCACCCCAGCAUAGACACCCUCGCCGCCGCCGUCGACGCUAUGGACGUGUACGGCCUCUCGCCCAAGCGCCAUAUCGCUCCCUCGACCCCGCUCUACUCGUUCAUCCUCAGCCAGGCUCCCAUUCAGCCGAUCGUUGUCUACGCGCUCGCCUCCGCUCACGACCUCUAUGAGCUCGCAGUCCCUGUCUCGUCCCACCUUCUCUCCUUCGCCCUCCACUCGCUCACCGACGAGAUGGCAGUCCGGAUCGGGCCAGUAUACAUGAAGCGCCUGUUCUUCCUCCAUCUCGGCCGACUCGACGCGCUCAAACGCCUCCUCUUGCCCCCGCCCCAUCCGCAUCCACCUACAUCAGGAUGCGAUUUCACGGAGCAGAAGAAGCUUACGCGCGCGUGGGCGUUGGCCUCAGCUUAUCUCGCGUGGGACGCGCGGCCAGACCUGUCGACCAGUACGAUGGAGGGCGCACUCUGCCCGCUCGCCGACCACCUCUCGUGCGAAGUGUGCAAGCAGAGCCUCGCGGACCGUGUGCGGCAACUCAUCAUCCAGUGGUCCGUCGUCAAGGCUUCUCCCGCACACCCACGAUUUCGGAAGCCGGCGAGCUGCGCGCCUCUCUAA
This is a messenger RNA of Epithele typhae, 1104 nucleotides long. RefSeq lists its product as uncharacterized. The transcript has 4 exons. The record is from RefSeq and is a predicted model, not a curated record. NCBI's taxonomy places the organism in Eukaryota, Fungi, Basidiomycota, Agaricomycetes, Polyporales, Epitheliaceae. The coding region runs from base 1 to 1104 and encodes 367 amino acids.